Sus scrofa (pig) is the source of this 7343-nucleotide messenger RNA. Lineage: Eukaryota; Metazoa; Chordata; Mammalia; Artiodactyla; Suidae. The record is from RefSeq and is a predicted model, not a curated record.
UGCCCCAUCUGUAAAAUGGGGAUAAUAAUGGUAUCUCCCUCAAAUGGUCGUUUUUUAAGGUUAAUGAGAACCCCCUGAACAUAUUCAGCACAGUACCUGGCACAUUGUAAGUGUUGAGUAAAUUAAUAGUCUCCUAAAAUAACAGUAUAAUUUUAUUGUCAUUGAUUGCCUACUAGUUCUGUUGGUAUAGGAACUCCCUUAUUAAUGGCUCUUUUAGAGAAUGUUUUGAACUCCAAAGGCCUGUCUACUAUGAUUAAUUAUGUUAAAAUUUUUAUUUUAACUUCAUAAAGCCUUCCAGCAGGUUAAGCAGGUUUAGAGAUGAAAUUCAAGUGUUUCCUAUAAAUUCUUAUUUUAAAUAAAAGGAAAAGCCUAAAUGACUUGGUUAAAUAAUGUCAAAUCUUUAAGAAAUGUAUUGAAGAGGUGCUUCUGACCUAAAUUAAUAUAUGACUACUAGUGACUGGUUACCUUAGUGAUAGCACGGUACCAGGGAAGUUCAGGUCACAAGAUCAAGUCCACAGUGGUUUGUUAGAUAGACCAUGGUUCUCUGGUCACAGAACUCAACCUUAUGUCCAACUAGUUUGAUGUUCUUUGUUAUAAGAGAGUAAAGUGACAAUAUGUAGAUAGACCAGUGCAAAUAUAAUCACACUACUAUAAUUUUUUAUGUUAUUUUCCUGUGUGUAUGUUGAAUUAUUAGUUCCACGUUUAUUAUUUUUAUUAUUAUUUUCAUUAGUUUGGUUAUGGCCAGAAAAAUUUGUAUAAUUUUAACUAUUCCUUUAUUUGAAUAUUCUCGUUUUUUGCAAGUUUUUAGGAAAAAUUUUUAAAAAGGAAAAAAAUUCUCCCCAUGUAUUUUUAUGCUACAAAGAUUCUGUAUCUAAAACUGCUAACAAAUUUGUUUCCUUUUUUUUUUUUUUUUCAUGGCCCCACCUGCAGCAUGUGGAAGUUCCUGGGCCAAGGGAUUGAAUCCUAACUGCAGCUGCUACCUUCGUUUCAGCUGCAGCAACACAGAAUCCUUUAACCCACUGCACCAGGCCAAUGAUCAAACCUGCUCCUUCGCAUGGACCUAAACCCCUGCAGUUGGAUUCUUGACCCACUGUGCCACAGCAGAAACUCCACAGAUUUCUGUUUUGAGAGAAAAAGGGGAGUUCUCUUGUUGCACAGCAGGUUAAGGAUCUGGUUUUGUCACUGCAGUGGCUUGGGUUUGGUCUGGUAACUUUCAUAUGACAGGGGCGCGGCCAAAAAAAAGAGAGAGAAGGAGGAAGGGGGAGAGGGGAGGUUAAAUUAAGGGAAUUUGUCACUGGUACUGCCUCUACUAUUAUGGAGCUGCUUUUCAUGGCCUCAUUAUUUCUUUCUCUCUUCUCCAGAGGUGAGGGCUGAUAGUUAAUGGAGUAUAGUUCCCUUAGCCCACCUUCAAUUAUAUAUAGGGUUUUUUUUAACUAUGAGCCUGCAGUAGCAGGAGACUCUUGUGCUGACUCCAACCUACAGAUAUAUCUUGCUUGCUCUGAAUGUAUUUGGAGCAUUUAGUGAUUAGUUGCUACCACUUACAAAUAGGAAAACUUCAUGUUUAGGAAGUCUUGAUUUCCAGCAUCACUUGAAAAAUCACAGGACUUGGCUCUACCUGGUUGUUCUUCCUGCUUGAGGAUAGAUUUCUAGACCUAGGUAGUGGUUGCUCUGUUUGGGUGAGUUCUGAGCUCUAUAGUUAGCUGUAAUCUCCACCAGGCCUGCGUUGCCUUUGAUGUUAUUUACCUGGCAUCUCGCCUAACUUGAUCUUACCUUGGACCUAAAAGGCAGGCUUUUUCAAGCCUGAAACUUAAAACAGAAAGAAGGAAUGUAAGUAAUAUCUAUCUUUUUCUUAAACAUCAUCUUACUGUUUCUGAAAAAUAACAUUCAUUAUUAAUUAAGACAAAUAAUUGUUAAAUGUUAAUGUUAGGACGUAGCAUUCAUUAACUUUGUCACUGAUUGCAUUAUAACUCUGGAUCAGUCAUUAUUUCUGAAUAAAAAUGAUGGUGAGCAUUUAAAAGAUGAGUUAUGGACAAGUAGUUUCUGACUAACACCGGUUAUUUGUACUUUAUUUGUGUGAGUAGUAGAGCAGUGCAGUAGGUUAAUUUAAGGGAUACAAUAAUGAGUAAGAUAACCUUUUUCUUACUGAGUCUCUCUUCUGGCAGAGUUUUAGAUCUAGUAGGAAGUUAAGUAAACCAGUUACUAUCAUUCAGGCUAGGUUAAGAUAAAUAUCAUGAGUGAAGUAUAUGCAGUCAUGGGGGGCAUAAAAGAGUAAGAUAUUUAUUUAAUUAGAGUCAGUAAAGUCUUAGAAGAAAAGUAGCAGGUAUGUUUUCAGUGCUGCUUAAUGUAUUCUGAACAAGAGGUAAUUGGUUCCUAUGCCCUUUGCCUAAUGAUUCUGUCAGGAAAAGUGUUACAGAUUAAUGAGUGUAAACUUUUGACCUUUAGUGAAGAGUCUGUCCUACUGAAUUCUUAAUUAUUUACCUGUGUCCUAGGAUAGGUUGAGGUGGUGCCUGUAGUUACUGAGAAUACAGAGCACAUCCAAAGGCUUGAAUUGGUUUGGAUCACUGAUUAGCCCUCUAGGGAAAUCAGGCAAACAUUGACAGAUUUAUAAAAUAAAUAAAUAAAUAAAAGGACAGCAGUAAAUGGGGAACAAGGGGGAAAUUAAGUGGUCUUUUGGUUUCUUUGCUCCCUUUUUAUGGGCCAUUAGGGAAAUGAGAGAAUGCCUUUAACAAAAGCUCAAAUACUCCAAAUAAUAUCUUUUGAGGGAUGGCGAUAGAACUUAAGAUGAUUUUUAAUAGUAACAGUUAUUACUGAUGAUAUUUCUUGGUUGCUUAGUACCUGAUAGGAACUGUUCUAAUUGGCUUAUGUGUGCUAUUGUAGUUGCAUACUGCUUUGCUCCAAAACUUAGUUCUUAAAAACAUUUAUCUGCUCUUGAUUCUAAAAUUUGGGCAGGACUUGAAGGAGGACUGCCUUCGUGUGUCAUCUGUUGGCUGUAGUGUCCAAGGUGGCUUUUUAACUUAUAAGUCUGGUACUUUAGCUAGGAUGGGUGGGAACAGCUGUUGGAGAACUGAGCAUGUAUAUGUGUGUAUGUAUGUCCAUCUGUGUCUCUGUGCCUUCCCCUUCUUCACCUCCCCCUGCCUCCCCAAGCCUCUCCAUUUCAUUAGUUUGAACUUCUUCACAGCAUGGCAGAUGGGUUCCAUGAGGGAGCUUUCUAAGAGGACAAGCCUCACCAUACCAGCACUUACGAAGCCUCUGUGUUCUUCAUGUUCCAGUGGCCAUUGCUAAUCACAUGACUCAGUCCAGAUUUAAUGUGAGAGUGGACUAUACAGGGGCACCAAUAUGGGGAGGUGGUAUCAUGGAAAACUUGAUAGAACCAUAGCAGAAGAACGCCUCAGGCAGGCAGGGAAGUCCGGCAGUUACCUUAUAAGAGAGAGUGAUCGGAGGCCAGGUUCCUUUGUACUUUCAUUUCUUAGCCAGACAAAUGUUGUCAACCAUUUUAGGAUUAUUGCUAUGUGUGGAGAUUACUACAUUGGUGGAAGACGUUUUUCUUCUCUGUCAGACCUAAUAGGUUAUUACAGUCAUGUUUCCUGUUUGCUUAAAGGAGAAAAAUUGCUUUAUCCAGUUGCACCGCCAGAGCCAGUAGAAGAUAGAAGGCGUGUUCGAGCCAUUCUCCCUUACACGAAAGUACCAGACACAGAUGAAAUAAGUUUCUUAAAAGGAGAUAUGUUUAUUGUUCAUAACGAAUUAGAAGAUGGAUGGAUGUGGGUUACAAAUCUAAGAACAGAUGAACAAGGUCUUAUUGUUGAAGACCUAGUAGAAGAAGUGGGCCGGGAAGAAGAUCCACAUGAAGGCAAAAUAUGGUUCCAUGGGAAAAUUUCCAAACAAGAAGCUUAUAAUUUACUGAUGACAGUUGGUCAAGUCUGCAGUUUUCUUGUGAGGCCAUCAGAUAAUACUCCUGGUGACUAUUCACUUUAUUUUCGGACCAAUGAAAAUAUUCAGCGAUUUAAAAUAUGUCCAACACCAAACAAUCAGUUUAUGAUGGGAGGUCGAUACUAUAACAGCAUUGGAGACAUCAUAGAUCACUAUCGAAAAGAACAAAUUGUCGAAGGGUAUUAUCUUAAGGAACCUGUACCAAUGCAGGAUCAAGAACAAGUACUCAAUGAAACAGUGGAUGGCAAGGAAAUUUAUAAUACAAUUCGUCGUAAAACAAAGGAUGCUUUUUAUAAAAAUAUUGUUAAAAAAGGUUAUCUUCUAAAAAAGGGCAAAGGAAAAAGGUGGAAAAAUUUAUAUUUUAUCUUAGAGGGCAGUGAUGCCCAACUUAUUUAUUUUGAAAGUGAAAAACGAGCUACGAAACCAAAAGGAUUAAUAGAUCUCAGUGUGUGUUCUGUCUAUGUUGUUCACGAUAGUCUCUUCGGCAGACCAAACUGUUUUCAGAUAGUGGUUCAGCACUUUAGUGAAGAACAUUACAUCUUCUACUUUGCAGGCGAAACUCCAGAACAAGCAGAGGAUUGGAUGAAAGGUCUACAGGCAUUUUGCAAUUUACGAAAAAGUAGUCCAGGAACAUCUAAUAAACGUCUGCGUCAGGUCAGCAGUCUUGUUUUACAUAUUGAAGAAGCCCAUAAACUCCCAGUAAAACAUUUUACUAAUCCAUAUUGUAACAUCUACCUGAAUAGUGUCCAGGUAGCAAAAACUCAUGCAAGGGAAGGGCAAAACCCUGUAUGGUCAGAAGAGUUUGUCUUUGAUGAUCUUCCUCCUGACAUCAACAGAUUUGAAAUAACUCUUAGUAAUAAAACAAAGAAAAGCAAAGAUCCUGAUAUCUUAUUUAUGCGCUGCCAAUUGAGCCGGUUACAGAAAGGGCAUGCCACAGAUGAAUGGUUUUUGCUCAGCUCCCAUAUACCAUUAAAAGGUAUUGAACCAGGAUCUCUGCGUGUCCGAGCACGAUAUUCUAUGGAAAAAAUCAUGCCAGAAGAAGAAUACAGCGAAUUUAAAGAGCUUAUACUGCAAAAGGAGCUUCAUGUAGUCAAUGCUUUAUCACAUGUAUGUGGACAGGAUCGAACACUACUGGCUAGCAUCCUACUGAGGAUUUUUCUUCAUGAAAAGCUUGAAUCCUUGUUGUUAUGUACACUAAAUGACAGAGAAAUAAGCAUGGAAGAUGAAGCCACUACUCUAUUUCGAGCCACAACACUUGCAAGCACCUUGAUGGAGCAGUAUAUGAAAGCCACUGCUACACAGUUUGUUCAUCAUGCUUUGAAAGACUCUAUCUUAAAGAUAAUGGAAAGCAAGCAAUCUUGUGAGUUAAGUCCAUCAAAGUUAGAAAAAAAUGAAGAUGUGAACACUAAUUUAGCACACCUAUUGAACAUACUUUCAGAGCUUGUGGAGAAAAUAUUCAUGGCUUCAGAAAUACUUCCACCGACACUGAGAUAUAUUUAUGGGUGUUUACAGAAAUCUGUCCAGCACAAGUGGCCUACAAAUACCACCAUGAGAACAAGAGUUGUUAGUGGUUUUGUUUUUCUUCGACUUAUCUGUCCUGCCAUCCUGAAUCCACGGAUGUUUAAUAUCAUCUCAGAUUCCCCAUCUCCUAUUGCUGCAAGAACGCUGAUAUUAGUGGCUAAGUCUGUGCAGAACUUAGCAAAUCUUGUGGAAUUUGGAGCUAAGGAGCCUUACAUGGAAGGUGUCAAUCCAUUCAUCAAAAGUAACAAGCAUCGUAUGAUCAUGUUUUUAGAUGAGCUUGGGAAUGUACCUGAACUUCCGGACACUACAGAGCAUUCUAGAACUGACCUGUCCCGUGAUUUGGCAGCACUGCAUGAGAUUUGUGUGGCCCAUUCAGAUGAACUGCGAACACUCAGUAAUGAGCGAGGUGCACAGCAGCAUGUACUGAAAAAGCUCCUGGCUAUAACAGAACUGCUUCAACAGAAACAAAACCAGUAUACAAAAACUAAUGAUGUCAGGUAGCAGCCUUUACCUCAGUGUUCUGCAUGGAUCCAGCAUGCCCAACAUGGUAAUUCACAUCAGUAUAAUGUUUCCUUUGCUCUUGCCAAAAAAUAGCACACCUUUCCACAUUCCAGUGAUGUGUGAGCUAUGCAAACAAAACCCCAGAUUCUGCUGGUGAGUAACCACACCAGCAGCUUUGUAAGCUAUCUUGUGCAGGAUUAUUUGCACUUUUUCCAUAUAAGGAACCAAUCUUUACCAACCUCUGAGCCUUGGUGUACAGAUCACCUUUCACACAAUGCUAUGACUGUAUCUUGAACUCUGAAAAUAUAUUUUCAAUACAUCGAGUUGCCAAAGUUUUGCUGUCUCUUGAAAAAAGAACUAUGAAAUCAACUAAGAAUAAGCAUUCUCUAUUGACAACUGAGUAUAACUGGAUUGCAGACUGUUCUUACUGUUACUUCUUCCUGAAUUAGGAAUAUGACCGUUUGACUGUUCAAUGACUUCAUUUGUAUUUACAGUUUCCAGAGUCUCCCAUUAUAAUAGGAACAAUCUUUGCUGUAUACUUUUUUAAAAUAACUGUGCUACUUCUCUUUGCUGGAAGUGUUGAAAGAAAAUAUAUAGAAUGGAGAUCUACUGCUCAUCAGCUUUAUUUUUUACACAUACCACUUAUUUUGUUGGAAUUGUCAAAGAUUGUAUUUAGCGUUCAUAAUGCUUUUUUGUUAAAUGUUUACAACAGUAAAUAGUUUGAAUUCAAUAAAUAUUAUUUGUCAUUGUAUACUGAUCAAUGCAUGUUACCCAGUCAACCAUUUUAUACAUUACCAAUUUCUUUUGAGUUAAAAAAAACCCCUAGAAUGCUUUUGUUGAAAGUAUUCAUUUAUUAAUUCUAAGUUGCUUUUUAAAUUAUGCAAACAACCUCACCAACCACUUAAAACAGCUAUCCAUCUUUGACCUUUCUGACUACUUGUUAUCUGUUGGAUAUUUAGUUUGUAUAGUUUUAUUUGCUUCUGUAUGUGUAUUUUUUUGUGAAGUAUUCACAAGGGUUAAGUUAAAAUAAAACCAAGGGAUAUCUUGAAUAACUGAUUACUUUUUACUUUUGUUUAAAUACAGCUAAACAUUUAUUUUCUUCCUCCUUUAGGGGCAGUUCAAAUUUAGUACCAGAGCAAGGCCCAGGGAGAAGAUGAAACUUCAGAUUUUUUGUUUUUUUAAUGGCUAAUGGUCUCUUUGAAGGAUUCCAUUAAUUCAUCCAUUGCAUAUUUGUUAAGUAACAAUUCUUUCCCUCCCAUAAUUGUGCAGGGGGAGAGAAGGCAUACAAGGCCGGGAAAAGCAUUUUAUUCUAUCCCUCUACUAUUUAAAAAGGAAAAAAGAAAAAACAAAAUGUUCAAUCUAAAAGUGUGCUGUAUAAAUUUCAAGCUAUUAAA